Molecule: messenger RNA, 3472 nt
Organism: Aedes aegypti (yellow fever mosquito)
Lineage: Eukaryota; Metazoa; Arthropoda; Insecta; Diptera; Culicidae
Gene: Pat1
Product: amyloid protein-binding protein 2
Exons: 5
Coding region: 493-2748 (751 amino acids)
Biological process (GO): intracellular protein transport
Molecular function (GO): protein binding
Source: RefSeq, a predicted model, not a curated record
UUUCAUUCGUUCGGAUCUCCCGUUGAUCAUCGCCACUCGCCAGCCAGCAGCCAGCCAGUUUUACGUCGCGUAUUUUGGAAUGUAGUCGUGCGGAGUGGAGUGACGGUCAAGAAAAAUAUCAUUUUUUGCCUUUUCUUACAAAAAGAGUAGCAAAACCGUGGUGUGGUGUGGUGCUGGCAAUCCGUCCCGUCGCCAGGCAGUCCCACAUUCGCAAAACAAUUUGAUUCCUCCUUCGUUCUGUGGGAAUCCAUCAGAAAAUCCCGAAUCGAUUGAUGCGGAAAAACGGUGCAGCUUGUGUUUAGAUAACCUGCGACUUGGCUUCCUGCCUUCCUAGUGUAGAAAGUGUGGCGAUUUUCGAUCCGAAGAGUGUGAAAUAAAACUGUGAGUGGUGUUAACCAAUCGCGGAAGUAAAGGCAAGCAGCUUUACAGAGUGCCAUCGCUUUUUUAUUUUGCCUGAUCCAGAAGUGAAUAAAAAGGAAGAAAAUCGGGAGGAUGGUCAGGGAACCUCCUUCGCUGUACAGCUCCUGUCUGGUGGCCUAUGUCCGGAACCUGAACUACAGCGUCACCAGCAUGGACCGGACCGUUGUGGACCUCCGGAUGCUUCCGACGGCGAUACUGGCCAACGUCUACGAACAGAUGUGUAACCACGAUUCCCUGAAGGAAAUUCUCCUGGUGCAGCUCACCGACCUGAACACCUUCCAGAAGGUGAUCCGCCAGGCCUCCCUCAAGCAGAUCAUGUUCAAGUGCGUCCAAACGCUGAUGACGGCCCGGCGCCCGGUCGUCACCGAACUUCGGACCAAGUUCUGUCGAACCACCCGUGUGUACUACCUGGAGAACGAGAACGUGGCCACGGUGAAGGAAGCCCGCCUGGAGGACUUUCUCGGUGCCCACGGCGAGGUAUCGCACGAAACCUCGAUCUGCCAGGACGGACGACAGUUUGUUGCGGCAUUCAUCGAGCAGGUCGACAACGGCAUCCGGUUAGGGUCGUUCCUGUGCGAGUCCGGCUGGUUGGAGGAAUCGCUGCACGUGUUCAACAUCACCUUGUCGAUGAUUCAGCUGCUGCAGGCGAGCUACUUGCGAUCGCUGAUCGAGCUGAACUGUCUCCAGAAGUUACUGUGCGCACAAACGGCGUUCUGCUGCUUUAAGGAAGCGAAUAUAACCUGUGCCCAAGCGUUGAACAUUAUCGAUAAGUUAACGCAGGAACGUCAGCAGGAACUAAGGCUGCAGAGAUCUAAACUCGAAGGCACCACCAGGGGAACCUGUAGCAGCAGCAGCAGCAGUAGUAGUGGGAGAGCCAACUGCUGUAGCGGAAACAGCAAACGGAGCUUCCUCACCAGUAGUAGCAGUUGCGCCCUCGCCGGCGGUGAUAACGAUAGGCUUAGUAAUAUACCAAACAGUUUGCUCGCCAAUAUUUACCAGCAGAUUUCGGUGCUGCACUUUUAUCGGAGCGAGUACGAUCUGAGCUACCGGUGGAGUAUCCGGGCGCUGAAGCACAUCAACAAGAAUACUCCCGACAAAAUAAUUGUGGACGUCCUGCGGCAGGUGGCCAAGUCCUGCGUCGUGAAGCGUCAAUUCCAACUAGCCAGUAUGCUGAUCAAGCAGGCGGUUUGCCGAGCGCGGACCAGCUUCGGAACGAACCACCAAAAGUACGCCGAUGCCUUGCUGGACUAUGGGUUCUUUCUGUUGAACGUCGACUCCAUAGCAAACAGUGUGGCUGUCUACACGGAAGCGCACGAGAUCCUGUGCCGGAUUUUCGGCCCCCGGAAUCUGCACGUCGCGGUCGCUCACGAAGAUCUGGCCUACUGCUUGUACGUGCUCGAGUACAGUUCCGGUAAGUUCGACUCCGCGACGGAAAACGUGGAACAGGCCAUCGACAUCAUGAAGGAACUUGUGCCAUCCAAUCAUCUGAUGUUGGCGUCGGCCAAAAGGGUUAAGGCGUUGAUCCUGGAGGAGAUCGCCCUUGACACGAUGGCGUCCGCCAUCGAUUACAACAAGUGCAAGGGUCUGCUUCUGCAGUCGGAAGAGCUUCACCAGUCGGCAUUGCAUCUUUCGUUGGAGGCCUUUGGGGAGAUCAACGUGCAAACGGCCAAGCAUUACGGAAAUUUGGGCCGAUUGUAUCAGUCGAUGUCGAAGUUCGAGGCCGCCGAGCAGAUGCACAAACGGGCGAUCAAAAUCAAAACCGACAUCCUGGGACCGUACGACUACGAGGUGGGCUUAUCGAUAGGGCAUCUGGCGUCGCUCUACAACUAUCACAUGCAGAAGCACCAGGAAGCCGAGGAGCUGUACUUGAAGAGCAUCGAGAUCAGCCUGCGGCUGUUUGGGGAGUCGUACUCCGGACUGGAGUAUGACUAUCGGGGGCUGAUUCACAUCUACGAUAUUACCGGGGACAUGACGCGAUACGAUCAGUACUCUAAUAUUCUGGAGGAGUGGCGGCUGCUGCGGGAGGAGAAUCAAGCCGUGAGGAACAACUACCCGGCGAUGAUCAGCGAGGACACCACGAUGGAAGAGGUGACGCGCAAGUUCUUCGAAAUGUGCAGCAACUGCAUAACGGGCAGCGUGCCGCUCAGCGAAAGCGACGGCAGCAUCAACCACAACCUGCUGGAGGCGGACGGCGUCCGGCCGGAGUGUGUCUGCGGGAACGAUUGCGCCGGGGACGAAAUCAGUGAAAUCGCAGCCGCAGCAGCAGCAGGUGCGCCUUCCACCGUGCCAGUCAUCGUGGCCGCCGAUGAAAUCCUCCGAAGUGCAUGAUAAUCUCGAUUUCUGUGUGGAUCGUUUCCAGCUCGAAAUGUUAAAAAUCUCUCGAAAAAAGCGCUCUUUUGUGUUGCAGUAAAAAUGAACAGUGAAGAAGCAUAACGGAACAUGUGAUGAUGGAGAACACACUCGAACAUCUACAUUGAGCGAUAUCCAAGUAAUUAUGAGUUAUUAUUUUUGUGAGACACACGAAGGUACCAUUCAAUCAUCACAAAAGCUCGGCAUCCGUCGAUCGAUUUCACCUAAAUGUACUUAGAUUUAUAAAUUAAUGCAGGAUUUGUCCUCACAGUAGCACAAAGGACUCGAUACAACAAUUCUGUCGAUAAAAAUUGAAUUUCGCUUAGCAGCUUGGUUGACUGAGACGCUAUUGCUCCUCUUUUGUUAAAAAAUCUUGCUUACAUUUACCUAUUACAAACUAUCAGUUGCAGUUUGCUGUAGCAAUAUAAUCCUAUGGCGCUUUUAUAGGCUUGUGCUGAUAAAACAAAAAUCGGCAGCAGAUAGGAAUGAUAUCCUAAAUUACUGAAUUUGAAUGGAAACUUUCUUUCAACACGUUAUGCUACUUUUCCGAAGCUCAACACGGAUUGCUUCUGUGCGAAUAAGAGUAGAUCGAAACACAACUAGUAGAAAAAAGAAACGAGUAUCUAAAUGCUUUUGUCAGAAUCGUGAAAGGCAAAAUUAUAUUAGUAGUAAUAGAUGCAAAUUUUAAUCAGAUGAAAAUACA